Molecule: messenger RNA, 2288 nt
Organism: Nothobranchius furzeri (turquoise killifish)
Lineage: Eukaryota; Metazoa; Chordata; Actinopteri; Cyprinodontiformes; Nothobranchiidae
Gene: arhgef3l
Product: Rho guanine nucleotide exchange factor (GEF) 3, like
Biological process (GO): positive regulation of Rho protein signal transduction; intracellular signal transduction
Molecular function (GO): guanyl-nucleotide exchange factor activity
Source: RefSeq, a predicted model, not a curated record
UAAUCUCACUUUGUGUCUGUCACAGCUAAUUUCUAAAAUUCAGGCCAAAUGAUCAAUUUCUGUGAGAAGUUGCAUAAAUAAAAGUUGAGUGCUCCUCCCUGAGUAGAGCGGAUACGUGAUUAUGUGCAACCGUAAAGGAUGUGGGCUGCUGCUGGAGAGGAAGGAGUUCUGAACUUUAAAUAAGCUGAAUGCACACCGCUCUCUCUGGCAGUGUGAUAACACAAGACCGGCUUGAGUUGGGAUUAUUUCUCUUGAAGAUGUAUGUUGAUUUUUGUUUUGUUGUGAAGAUGCUUUGACAAGAUGGAAGUGGAGGAACCUGCUGAAACGAGGAAUUCCUGGUAUGAUGGCUUCUGCUUUCAUUGUGCUGCUUUAGUUCAAGUGUUUUCUAUCAGAUUAGACUCAACAUCAAAAUGACUUGACUACUAUUCUCACAAAUAUAAAGUUGUGCAACAUGCUGUUUUUGCACAGCCUCGCACAUGAAAACUUCUCGCAAAAAAGCAAAUCGGGAGCUUUCAUUUCUACCGUGUAUAUUUGUAAAUUUCUUUCAUGACCUUUUCAGGUCAGCAGUGUCAGGAGAUACAUACCCCGUCCCUUGUGACCAUGCUGGGAAGAAAAGAAAACAAGACCUGGCCCCAGAGACUGUUAUCAGAAUCUUAGAGGAUGAAGAGGAAGAGGAUGAGGGGGACGUUGCAUCAGACCACAUGAAGGAUCCUGAGGAGCCCAGUAAUAAAAGAGUCAAACCUGUAGGGAAGUCCCACAGCUUAACAGGUGUCCUAACCCCCGUGAAGACCCCCGCUCUGAAACGCAUCAGCCAAUCCAUUUCGCGAUCCAUCAGCUUUCGCACAGAUGCCCGACCUUUGCCCCCAACUGCCCUGCGUACCCGCGCCAAGGCCUCGUCGUUUCCGCGUCGGCGCAACAGCCAGUGUUGGAGCGACACUGUGGAAAGCCACAACCUCACAGCCAAGGAGAUCAAACGUCAAGAGGUGAUCUACGAGCUGACUCAAGGAGAGAGGCAGCUUAUAGAAGACCUGAGUUUGGUCAAGAAGGUGUACUACGAACCCAUGCUGAAGCUAGACAUAAUGACAGAGAGCGAGCUCGGACACAUCUUUGGUACUUUGGACUCCCUCAUUCCCCUGCAUGAAGAUCUCUUACUGCGCCUAGAAUGUCUCAGAGGAUCAGAGAAGACGGUUGGAGAGGUGGGGCCCACCCUUUUGAACUGGUUCCCCUGCCUGGAAGCUUACGUCACAUAUUGCUGCAAUCAGGUGGUGGCCAAAGCCCUGCUUGACCAGAAGAAGCAGGAGAAACGAGUGGAGCACUUCCUGCGCCUGUGUCAGGAGUCAUCGUUUAGCAGGAAAUUGGACUUGUGGAACUUUCUGGACCUCCCUCGGAGUCGCCUAGUCAAAUACCCGCUGUUGUUGAAGGAGAUACAGAAGUGCACGCCUCCAGAGCACCCGGAUGAAGACACGUUACCUGAUGCUUUGGACAUGAUCCAGAGCAUUGUGACCGUGGUGAACAAUAAGACGGGGGAGGCAGAGUGCCAGUUCUACAGGCAGGGUCUCGUCUACCUCGAGGAGAGUCAGAGACUAUCAGAGAUCCAACAGUCUCGCUUCCUUUUCUGCCACGGAGAACUCAAGAACAAUAAGGGACAGCGGCUGCAUGUGUUCCUGUUUGAGCUGGCUCUGGUGCUGAGCAGACCAGGGGAGGACAGAGAGGGCGGGCAGAAGUUCCACGUGUACCGCCAGCCUCUGCCCAACGCUUUAAUAAAUCUGGAGGAGAUCCCAGAUGGUGAAGCAGCAGGAGGAGGAACCUUCAGAGGAGCGUUCACUGGGGGCAAUGAUAAAGUGAAGAAUUGUUUCCGUGUGAGCAGCAGGGGGCGCUCUAAAGUCAACCCUUACUGCCUGCAGGCCAACGACUCCUUCAGCAAGCAGCAGUGGAUCACCAGCCUGCGCCAGGCCAUCGUUCAGUCUCGGGACAGGUCGGCCCAGACCAGCCAGUCGCAGCUCUCCUUGCACCCUGAUCCCACCCUGUGUCACAUAGCUGAGCUCAGCCUCAGCUCGGACACGGACAUGGCAGACCUCACCAGUCGCUGACUGAUCAAUGGGAAGAGUCGUGGAACUGAGAGACACAAAUAAUUUCAUGCAUUUUUAAAAUUUCGUUUUUUACUUUUUUGUGAAUGUAUCAUGAUGACUGGAAAUCAUUAUUAAUGAAUGUGAACUGAAUGCAUUUUUUUUGUUUUUGUUAUUGUAUUUUAAUAAACUGACAUGCCAAAGCGUUUGUUGAGGUGCUCA